Messenger RNA from Prosopis cineraria, 663 nucleotides. RefSeq lists its product as uncharacterized. The transcript has a single exon. The coding region runs from base 1 to 663 and encodes 220 amino acids. The record is from RefSeq and is a predicted model, not a curated record. NCBI's taxonomy places the organism in Eukaryota, Viridiplantae, Streptophyta, Magnoliopsida, Fabales, Fabaceae.
AUGACAAGAAUCAACUUCAUGCACGUAGAGAUUCUCCAUGGAAAAUUGUAUGCUUUCACCAAUGCAUCUAAAGAUUCUUUAAUUUCUUAUGACUUGAAAAAACAACCUCUAAAACUUGAGAUAUUAGCUAAGCUUCCUCUAGUAAUGCCUAACAUUAUUAGGACUGAGAUAGUUCCCCCUAGGUACUUAAUAGAAGCUAAUGAUCACAUUCUUAGGACUUUGGCUGUUGAUUCUUCAUCCGGAGAACUAUUGCUUAUUUACCUGUAUUACACCGCAUUCUUUACAUACAAUUGUGGGGGCUAUGAGACAAAGGAGUUUGCCAAUCCGCCCGAGAUUGUAGACAGUAAAGUGUACAAGUUGGACAUGAGUGACGAACCUUGCUGGAUUGAGGUUGAAAACUUGGAAAGUCUUAUGUUAUUUGUCGGCUAUUGGAAGACUCUUGUAUUGUCAUCACGUGUUGCUCCUCAUAUCCCUCAAGAGUUGAUUAAAGAGAAUUGCAUAUAUUUUGCCUAUCGGUUUCCAUGUAUUGAAGGCACGGAUGAAUGGAAGGGCCUGAAAAUUGGGAGACAUUGUAGGACUGAAAGAAGGAUUGAAUACUAUGGAUUUGAAAAAUCAAGUUUUACUGACGUGCCAUAUCCUGCUUGGUUCAUACCAAAUCUUUGA